Ylistrum balloti is the source of this 516-nucleotide messenger RNA. Its product is annotated as globin-like. The record is from RefSeq and is a predicted model, not a curated record. The transcript has 4 exons. NCBI's taxonomy places the organism in Eukaryota, Metazoa, Mollusca, Bivalvia, Pectinida, Pectinidae. The coding region runs from base 1 to 516 and encodes 171 amino acids. Gene Ontology annotation, molecular function: heme binding; oxygen binding.
AUGUCGGAAACUACACAGAACGAUGGGCCGCUUACAUCUGAGGAGGCGAAACUUCUUCAAGCCAGCUGGGAGAUCCUAGCCGAGGACAAGAAAACCAACGGCGUGAAACUUUUCAUCAAACUUUUCAGCAGAUAUCCUGAGAGCAAGGAAAUGUUCAAGAUGUUUCAUAAUGUACCUCUGGAAGAUUUGGAUUACAAUGGCGAAACAACCAAAGCAAACCGUCGGAUGGUGGCCCACGGUAUGAGUGUAAUGUACGCCCUAGAGUCUUACGUCGACAGUCUCGAUGAUUCGGACUGUCUUGUAGAACUGGUGAGGAAAACGGCACGCUUCCAUUUGGAUAGAAAUAUUGGGGCGAAACAGUUCAUGUGGUUGAUACCGGUAAUACAUGAACUCAUUGACGACGUCACGGAGGGGAGGGACAUUGCAGACAUCGACGCCAUCAAGAAAGCAUGGGAGAAAAUCCUGACAGUAGUAGCAGAACUGGUAGCGUCAGAGGCAUCGGAUCCACGAGUAUAA